Rosa rugosa (rugosa rose) is the source of this 2764-nucleotide messenger RNA. Its product is annotated as receptor-like serine/threonine-protein kinase SD1-8. The coding region runs from base 25 to 2571 and encodes 848 amino acids. NCBI's taxonomy places the organism in Eukaryota, Viridiplantae, Streptophyta, Magnoliopsida, Rosales, Rosaceae. The transcript has 8 exons. Gene Ontology annotation, biological process: protein phosphorylation. Gene Ontology annotation, molecular function: protein serine/threonine kinase activity; ATP binding. The record is from RefSeq and is a predicted model, not a curated record.
CUAGUGACUAGCAAACUCAUAUUAAUGAGGAUGCAGGAAAACAUUAUUCCUAGAAUAUCAAAAACUAGCAAGCUAGUUCUGUUUUCAGCUGGAGACCUUGAGCUGGAGUUUAGCCAUCAACUUCUCUUUGUAACUUUCUCUCUUCAAGAGGCAAUGCCUAGCACGAGGGUUAUCAUCAGAAAAGAAUUGUGUCUUCUUAUCUGCUUCAUAUUUUUAUUUAGCUUCUUUUUAUCUUCAUCUUUUGCAACAGACACACUAACACCCGGAGACACACUUACAGUCAAUCAAACCCUGGUUUCAGCUGGUGGAGUUUUCGAGCUUGGCUUCUUCAAAAGUGACUUUUCAGGUAGUUACUAUCUAGGAAUUUGGUUCAGAGCCGAUGCAAACAAGGUUGUUUGGGUUGGUAACCGCAGAGUUCCCAUAUUGGACGCUUCAGGAAGUCUUCAAAUACUAUCUGGGAAUCUGGUUCUUAUAGACCGCCGUCAAAACCCUUUGCUAGUCAGUACAGGAAAUGUUGCCAUGGCCAUAAACGCAACCGCAACACUUCUUGACUCUGGAAAUUUUAUCCUUAAAGAAGAAAAUACAGGUACUAUGCUAUGGCAAAGUUUUGAUAUUCCUACUGAUACUUAUCUUCCUGGGAUGAAACUUGGUUGGUCUCAGCUUAACAGUAACCAGCCAAUCCUUCGCGCUUUUGUUUCUUGGGUCAACCCCCAAAAUCCUGCUCUUGGCAACUUUACUUUAACCAUGAACAGGAUCAACUUUAAAAAGCUUCAGGUUUGGCGAGGAAAUAUUCAAAUGAAUGUUGGGUCUUGGGAUGGACAUAAUGUGCGGUUUAUCUUUAAUAACUCAACAAGUGGAAAUGACUACAAUUUUAGUUACCACUCCAAUGCAGAUGAAGUCUACUUUACUUUUAGUGGGAAUAAGAAUUAUGACCUCAUGUGGUUUGUGAUGGCUUCCACGGGAAAGCUAGAUCAGUAUUAUAUGGUGGAUGGGAAGAUUUCUUCUGUGAGUAAUGCUGUGUGUGAUCCAACUGGGAGCUGCUUGAAUUCCCUACCGUCUAUGUGUAAGAAUGGUGAUAGUUUUUCACAGGUGAAGGGUUCACUGCCUUCUACUUUUAAUAGUGGUUCUAUAAAUCUGGGGACUACAGAUUGUGAAUCUUGGUGCCGGAGCAAUUGUUCUUGUUCAUCAUUUGCUUCACCUCAGAAUGAUCAAGUAUGCCAACUUUAUUACGGGAGUACACAUGAUUUAUUGAAGAUCAUAGAGAAGGGGACAGGAAUUAUAUACAUCCGCGGUGGUGCUCCAAGUGACGGUAAGAACUGGAAACUCUGGUUGGCUACUGUCCUUCCUUUGGCGUCCCUCUUGGUUCUUAUUCCAACCUCCUUAUGCUGCUAUCUGCGCUGGAGAAGAAGACGUAAAGCAGAGGAUCCAGUAACCAGACGGGAAGGAAUUAUCAAUUUGGAUCUGGUGAGUUUAUUCCAAAUGGGAACUAAUGAGUCACAACUUCGUCAUGAUGAAGUCAGAGGUACAAAUAACCUGGAAUUAGGCAGACAGAAGGAUCAAGAACUGCCCUUGAUUAGCUUUGCUACCAUACAGACUGCAACACAUAACUUUGCGGAGGCCAAUAAACUUGGGGAAGGAGGAUUUGGGCCUGUCUAUAAGGGGAAGUUACCAGUAGAAGGACCUGUAAUUGCAGUGAAAAGACUGUCCAAAAUUUCCCGUCAAGGGUUGGGGGAGUUCAAAAAUGAAGUCUCAGUAAUUUGUAAGCUUCAACACAGGAACUUGGUUAGGCUUUUUGGAUGCUGCAUUGAAGCAGAAGAAAGUAUACUUGUUUAUGAGUACAUGCCCAACAAAAGCCUGGAUUUUUUCAUUUUUGACUCAACCAAACGGGUACUUUUGGAUUGGAGAAAGCGCAUAAACAUUAUUGAAGGCAUUGCUCAAGGACUUCAAUAUCUUCACAAAUACUCAAGAUUAAGGAUCAUUCACCGUGAUUUAAAGCCCAGCAAUAUCUUGUUGGACAGUGACAUGAACCCAAAAAUUUCUGAUUUUGGCAUGGCAAGAAUUUUUGGGGAUAAUGACUCUAAGGGGAAAACAAACAGGGUUGUUGGCACAUUUGGUUACAUGUCUCCUGAGUAUGCCAUGGACGGGCUCUUUUCUGAAAAGUCAGAUGUGUUCAGCUUUGGGGUGAUCUUAUUAGAGAUCAUAAGUGCCAAGAAGAACAUUGCCUUCUUUGAGGCAGAUCACUCUCUGAACUUACUUGGCAAAGCUUGGAAUCUGUGGAAAGAAGGCAAUAGCAUGGAGUUGAUGGAUCCAACACUCGGUGGUUCUUGUUCAAGCAGUGAAGCUAUCAGAUGCACUCAAAUUGGUCUUCUUUGUGUGCAAGAAAGAGCUACUGAUCGACCAACAAUGUCAGAUGUUAUUUCUAUGCUAAGCAAUCAGUCAUGUCCUCUGCCGCUUCCCAAACAGCCUGCAUUUUUGAGUCAGUUAAGUUCAACUGAUGCAGAUUCAUCUUCAAGAAGGCACAGACAUUACUCUCGAAAUGAUAUGACCAUUUCAGAAGAACAUGGCAGGUAGAAAGUCAGAAUUCACUGGGCUUUGCAAUUAAUAAUAUUGCUGCUGCCUUUGUAGGGAUGAUUUUAUUUGUAUCAAAAGUGUAAUGUAAUGCAAAAGGGAAUCACAGUUUUUACCCAUAAUCACAGUUGUUACCCAUAUGUAUGAUCAUAGAGGUUCCCAUUGGUAUGGAAAUGUUUAUAUUCUUUUUGGCCAA